Hipposideros armiger (great roundleaf bat) is the source of this 613-nucleotide messenger RNA. RefSeq names its product matrix metallopeptidase 13 (gene MMP13). The transcript is spliced from 3 exons. Gene Ontology annotation, cellular component: extracellular matrix. The record is from RefSeq and is a predicted model, not a curated record. Gene Ontology annotation, molecular function: zinc ion binding; metalloendopeptidase activity. Gene Ontology annotation, biological process: collagen catabolic process; extracellular matrix organization; proteolysis. NCBI's taxonomy places the organism in Eukaryota, Metazoa, Chordata, Mammalia, Chiroptera, Hipposideridae. The annotation marks the transcript as partial.
ACUUGUCCAUAAAUGAUGACUCACCAUUGUAGGCCUAUAAAAGUAAAGGUACUCGUCUGUGGAAAGACGACAGCCUGCAGGCACAACCAUCCAAGAUGCACCCAGGUGUCCUGGCUGCCUUCCUUUUCUUGAGCUGGACUCGUUGUUGGUCCCUGCCACUUCCCAAUGAUGAGGAUGAUGACGAUUUAUCUGAGGAAGACUUCCAGUUUGCAGAGCACUACCUCAAAUCAUACUACCAUCCCCUGAAUCCUGCUGGCAUCCUGAAGAAGACUGCAGCAAGCUCUAUGGCUGACAGGCUCCGAGAAAUGCAGUCUUUUUUUGGCUUAGAGGUGACUGGCAAACUUGAUGAUAACACCUUAGAUAUCAUGAAAAAACCAAGAUGUGGGGUUCCUGAUGUGGGUGAAUACAAUGUUUUCCCUCGAACUCUCAAAUGGUCCAAAAUGAAUUUAACCUACAGAAAAUUUUGGGCUCUUAAUGGUUAUGACAUUCUGGAAGGUUAUCCCAAAAAAAUAUCUGAACUAGGAUUUCCGAAAGAGGUUAAAAAGAUAAGUGCAGCUGUUCACUUUGAGGAUACAGGGAAGACUCUCUUCUUCUCAGGAAACCAGGUCUGGAG